GUUUCAUUUGGACGGUGUGUGGAGACAGAACGAAGGAUUCACUCACUCCAAAGAUUUAUCCUGCCGGAGUUACGGUUCGUCCGCGGAAAUGGCCGGGGAGUACAUUAAUAUUAGUUUGACUAAUUAAAGUUGAGCGGUUUAGCGGCGUGGGGACAGAGAAAGUGUUGAAGAAAGGACUACAAAGGACAACAAUACACAAACCGCAGCGCUCCAGACUGAGUGGAGCCAGCAACUUGUGAGACGUUCCAGAGCCGCAGCACGACCACCGUGGCUGGUGGGGUAAGACGCGGCAUCUAGGUUUGAGAAUUCAGCCUGGAGAGGAGUUGGGAUUUGUCGAUGAGAACUGGUACCUUAUUUCUAAGUCUGUCAACGCACACCCAGGAGACCUGCUGCAACGUGUCCCUUGGACAGAGGUCCUGAUCUCGGCUCCUGCAGCCUGCCACCCCUCCCUCCAUCAGUGGUGGUGACCCAGCACCGGACAGCUUGCUGCAGGGCCCUUCCUGAGCAGCAGCAGCUGCGUCCUGCUUGACGACUCCCCUCCCUCCCCUGCUUCCCCUGCUUCCUGUCCUUGGUCAGACAAGGCUAAAGCCUCCUCUCCCCUACCCCACCCAUCAUCUCUGUCAGCCUCUCAUACACUCACACAGAUACAGACUCAAGUGGGUUAUUUUGCUGACCACUAACACUAUUUUGAGAUCAGCAGUAGUGGACUCAUAGAUAGACCCCUUGAAGUGACCCUCCACUACGUAGCUCCUGCCAUUUACCUCCAUAUACAGCCUACAGCAUGACCUCCAUGUCUAGUCUCUUCUCCUUCACAAGCCCAGCAGUCAAACGCCUGCUUGGCUGGAAGCAGGGGGAUGAGGAGGAGAAAUGGGCAGAAAAGGCAGUGGAUGCACUUGUCAAAAAGCUAAAGAAAAAGAAAGGUGCCAUGGAGGACCUGGAGAAAGCGCUGAGCUGCCCGGGACAGCCCAGCAAGUGUGUUACCAUUCCAAGAUCACUGGACGGUCGGCUACAAGUUUCCCACAGGAAAGGUCUGCCUCAUGUCAUCUACUGCCGUGUGUGGCGUUGGCCCGAUCUCCAGUCCCACCACGAGCUCAAACCCUUGGAGGUGUGUGAGUACCCGUUUGGCUCAAAACAGAAGGAGGUCUGCAUCAACCCAUAUCACUACAAGCGAGUGGAGAGCCCUGUACUCCCUCCUGUCCUGGUACCACGGCACAGCGAGUUCAACCCACAGCACAGCUUGUUGGUACAGUUCCGUAACCUCACCCAUAAUGAGCCACACAUGCCCCUGAAUGCCACCUUUCCAGAAUCCUUCCAACAGCCCCACAGUGGUGGUGGCAGCAGCAGUGGAGGAGGAGGUAGCGGUGGCUCUUUUCCCAUCUCUCCCAACUCGCCGUAUCCUCCCUCUCCAGCCAGCAGUGGUACUUAUCCAAACUCUCCUGCUAGCUCGGGGCCGUCCAGUCCAUUCCAGCUCCCAGCUGACACCCCACCCCCAGCCUACAUGCCCCCUGAUGAGCAGCUGGGCCAGGAGAGCCAGUCCAUGGAAACCAGCAGCAGCCUGGUGCCACAGAACAUGCCCAGAGGAGAUGUACAACCAGUGGAAUAUGAAGAGCCAAGCCACUGGUGUUCUAUUGUGUACUAUGAGCUGAACAACCGUGUAGGUGAGGCAUACCAUGCCUCCUCAACCAGUGUUCUCGUGGAUGGUUUCACUGACCCUUCAAACAACAAGAAUCGCUUCUGCCUUGGACUGCUGUCCAAUGUCAACCGCAACUCCACAAUCGAAAACACCCGCCGACACAUUGGCAAAGGAGUGCACCUGUACUAUGUGGGAGGGGAGGUGUAUGCCGAGUGCCUCAGUGACACCAGCAUUUUUGUCCAGAGCCGUAACUGUAAUUAUCACCACAGCUUCCACCCCACCACUGUCUGCAAGAUUCCUAGUGGAUGUAGCCUCAAGAUUUUCAACAACCAGGAGUUUGCUCAGCUUCUGGCUCAAUCAGUCAACCAUGGCUUUGAGGCUGUUUAUGAGCUCACCAAGAUGUGCACCAUUAGGAUGAGCUUUGUCAAGGGCUGGGGAGCUGAAUAUCAUCGACAGGAUGUCACCAGCACCCCCUGCUGGAUUGAAGUGCACCUGCAUGGUCCACUGCAGUGGCUGGAUAAGGUGUUAACACAAAUGGGUUCUCCUCUCAACCCAAUCUCCUCUGUGUCCUAAUGAUGGCCGUGUGGGGCUUGGGAGCCUGUUUUCACUUUUUCCCCCUCAGUGAUUUAUAAUUUAAGGCUGAACUGUUUACACUUACUUUGGGAAGGGAUGCUGACAUCUGGCUUGAAAUUCGACAUCGACAGCCAGAACCCAUUUGUUAAAACUGAACAACAUUACAAGCAAGUACCUGGAGAAGGAGCGGAAUAAGGAAUAGCCAAGUAGUGGUAAUGACAUGGACACACGACUGCUUGACGAUGUUACUACAUGAGCAAGAAUGGAGGGCUUCAUUGUCAAGGUUGAAUCUGUCAAAUGUUAAUUUUUGCAUCAAGUUUUAUUGUCUUUUUUUUUUUUCUCAAAUGAUUUUAUCUCUCUGUAUGUGUAGUUGUUGAAAACGAGCUGUUUCACUACUCUGCAUUAUGUUCAACAGACAAAUUGGAAUUUUACUGAACUUCUUUCUUACAUUGUUGUCUCAUUGUCAGAUAUUUACAAUUGAUGUAGACACAAUUAUGUUUACCAUUAGGCUCAGAUAUAACAAAUGCUUUCUUUUUUAUAGUCUCUACUGCUAGAAAUGAGCACUGAGCUACUGCCUUUAAAGAAAGUUAUGUACGCCAACCUGAUAGAUUUUGAUAUUGGGAGAUCAAUCACUGAACAAGUUUAAUAUGCCAUAAGCUAACAACAGUGUGAAUGUUACAUCUUUUGCCAUAGAAGUAGUCAUUGAUGAUCUAAUCAGACAAUGGACAUCAUCAUUACUGAUUCUUGUUUGUACUCAAGUUAAAGUAAGAGUGACUGUAUUUUCCAUACUCACUGUAUUAACAAUAUUGUGCACUCGUGGAUUUUGUGGAGGCAUAUUAAAUUUUGGCAUGGGUACCAAGGCAUUAUGUUGAUAAAUAAUUGACUUCAUUAGCUCAAUGAAAUAAACAGGUUAUUUGGUAUCAAUGAUUUCUUAA
Molecule: messenger RNA, 3141 nt
Organism: Solea senegalensis (Senegalese sole)
Lineage: Eukaryota; Metazoa; Chordata; Actinopteri; Pleuronectiformes; Soleidae
Gene: smad5
Product: SMAD family member 5
Exons: 7
Coding region: 782-2206 (474 amino acids)
Biological process (GO): SMAD protein signal transduction; cell differentiation; anatomical structure morphogenesis
Cellular component (GO): heteromeric SMAD protein complex
Molecular function (GO): RNA polymerase II cis-regulatory region sequence-specific DNA binding; DNA-binding transcription factor activity, RNA polymerase II-specific; I-SMAD binding
Source: RefSeq, a predicted model, not a curated record